UUCGGUUGCUAUGGGCGGGACAUGGAGUGUCCGGGAUCUCAGGUGGGAAGCGCGGGGCUUUUGUAAAUAAGUGAUAUUCUGAGCGGUAGAGGAGCGCAGGAACCGGUAACCGGAGGUGUCCUGAGAGUUUAUUGAGCGGCGAUGGAGAAGAAAAGCCCGGAUCUGCCGCCGGUGUUCUCUGCUCCUGCCGGAAUGGGUCCCAGCGGGUUAAUACCCCCAUCCCAUUUUGAGACGCGUAGGCGGCUGUCCGUUCCACCCCCUCCGGUGGUCGUUCCGCCGCCUCAACCACCCCCUCUGGUUUAUGAGCCGUGGGCCGAUGUGGCUGGGGAGCUGGCGGAGCUGCGGAAAGAGAACGAGGAGCUGAAGAAGAGAUGGGCGCGAGGAGACGGCGCCAGAGCCAGGUCCCUGGAUCGUCACCAGCCGAGCGCGCCGGCCGCAGAGUCGCAGGCCCUGGGGAUCAUCUCUCAGCAGAUGCAGGAGAUCCGCCGGCUGGAGCUGGCCGUGGCUGACGCCCACGAGACGGAGGAGAAGCUGGCGAGGCUGGCCCAGGAGAUGCAGGAGCUGAGACGGGCGCUGAGAGACAGCAAGCAAGCCGAGGACCGGCAGAGACUGGCUGGAGAAGUCGCCGCUCGGCAGCACCGGGAGGAGUUGCUGAUGAUGUCAGAGCGUCACACGGCGGAGGCAGAGACCCUAAGAAGCCGGCUGCUGGCGCUCGAAGCGGAACUGAAGGAGGGGAGAGAGGAUCAGCAGCAGGAAGUGACACGUCUCAGAGGCGACCUGCAAGCAGCCAAUCAGGCGAGAGAAAGACUGGCUGAACAGCUAAGUCAAUCACAGCUGGAGCUGGCUUCCCAGAAUUCCCUGGUUCAGCAGCUGAGGACGUACAUCGGGGAGCUGGUCCCCGACAACGGGAAGCUCGAGGAACAGAAGAGAGAGCGAGCGGAGCUUCAGAAUACCAUACAGGCUUUGGAGAAGGAGCGAGACGCUCUGCAGACGUCCGUAUCUCUUGUGCACACGCGCCUCUCCUCCCUCACCACCAUCCUCUCCCUUCAGGAAUCCGAGCUGUGCAAGAAGGGAGUCCACGGAGAUGCUGAGAAGACCCGGCUGCUGUUAUCGCGUUGGAGGGAGAAGGUUUUCUCGCUGAUGGUCCAGAUGAAGUCGGAGGAAAUCAACAAGGAGAACGACAGCCGGAAAAUCCGAGAGAAGAUCCUGAGUCUGGAGCGAUCCCUGGAGGAGAGCGAUCAGAAGCAAACGCUGCUCUCUCACUCGCUGCAGGACCGGACAGCGGAGCUGGAGAUGGAGAAAGUCCGGAACGAGUCUCUACAGGACGAGCUGCGUGCGGCGCGCACCGCGUGUGAUCUCGUGGGCCGCAGAGCGGAAAAGGCAGAGAAGACUUCGCUCCGGCUGAAGGAAACGGUUGACCUGUUUGUGCAGGCGAUGUCCGCGCAGGAGGAGACCCUGAAGGCUGCCCUGUCUCGCCUGGCGACGCUAAGUCAGAGGGUCUCGUUUGCAGCCAAGAGGGUGGACGCCAUGCAGGGUUUGGUUGCGCAGAGACUCGCUCUGGAGAAACUGUCCCAGGUGGAGAAAGCCAAGGACGCGGCGGCAGAACCUGACAUACGCCGACCUUCCUACGAGGAUCUGGAGGUAGAGGUGAAAUUCUUACACGAAGAAAGAGACCGGCUGAGUACGGAACUGAAACGCAGCGCUCUGCUGAUAGAAGGGAGAGUGAGAGAGGCGAGAGAGAGAGUGGAAGCGGAGUUGGCGGAAUCCCGGCACGCGGCUUCUCUUCUCCGCCAGUCUCUCUGCGAGACGGAAGGGAAAGAGCAGGAGCUGAGAUGCCAACUGCUGGAGACGGAGCGGAGACGCCAGGAAGCCGGCGAGGAUGCGGCCCGACUCCGGGAGCAGCUGCAGAGGCAGCAGGGAGAGUACGAGACGGAGCUGCAACGCAAAGUGAGCGACGUGGAGGAGAAGAUGACGCAGCGACUGUCUCAGAUGGAGAAACACCUUCAGGAAGCAAGAAGAGAGCACACGAAAGCAGUGGUCGCCCUCCGUCAGGCCGAGCGCCAGAUGCAGAGGGAUAAAACGCGGAGUCAGGAAACGUUGCGCACGUUGGAGGACGCAGGCCGCUUACGCGAGGAGCAGCUCAGCCAGCAGCUACGGGAAGCGGAACGGGACAAAAACCUGAUGAUCGCCACGCUGAGACAGGAGGGGCUCCUCACCGCGUUCCAGAGGAACCGGACGGCCGCCGUUCAGCCCCCGGCGAGCCAGGAGGAGGGAAGGAGAGCGGCCGGGGCGUCAGGGCGAAGCUCCGCACCUGUCUGCAAAGAAUCCAUUUCAACGAUGCUGGCCAAUCUUCAGAGCCUAGGAAACACCCUCUUAACAGAGGAAGAUGAUGAUGAUGAUGAUGAUGAUGAUGAUGAAGAGGAGGAAAUAAAGCUUAAUCCAUAGAUGAGACCAAGACUUGGUUUAUAACGUCAGACGAUACGAGGAGACAUCACGACCUCCUGAGACAGUCUGGUGGAGGCAACGCGCGGACGAAGACGGGGAGAACCGAGCUGGUUCUGCUCGCCAUUCCUCUUCCUGCCACAAGGGGGAGCCCAAAACCCAACUGCCACCGGUUACAGCAGAUUCUGGACAGUACUAACUCCUAAUUCUCAUCCCGUCUAAUAACCGAUUAACGUCGCUCCAGGUCAUCGCGUAAUAAAUUAUUCACAAAUCCUGGAAA
This is a messenger RNA of Spea bombifrons (plains spadefoot toad), 2722 nucleotides long. RefSeq names its product coiled-coil alpha-helical rod protein 1 (gene CCHCR1). The transcript is spliced from 18 exons. Gene Ontology annotation, cellular component: centriole. Gene Ontology annotation, biological process: protein export from nucleus; cell differentiation. The record is from RefSeq and is a predicted model, not a curated record. Lineage: Eukaryota; Metazoa; Chordata; Amphibia; Anura; Pelobatidae. Bases 142 to 2445 code for a protein of 767 amino acids.